This is a messenger RNA of Salvia splendens (bonfire salvia), 1064 nucleotides long. RefSeq lists its product as uncharacterized. The transcript is spliced from 3 exons. The coding region runs from base 227 to 1033 and encodes 268 amino acids. NCBI's taxonomy places the organism in Eukaryota, Viridiplantae, Streptophyta, Magnoliopsida, Lamiales, Lamiaceae. The record is from RefSeq and is a predicted model, not a curated record.
GUUAGUAUGAGUGGAAGAAGGUAGGUGCUUAAAUAAAAUGUUAGGGAGAUAUGUGUGUUUCUCUUUUAUCCUUUUGUAGAGGAAGAAAAGGAAAAUACAUUCGAUCGCUCAACCAACGUUAACAUUAAAAUAAAUGAUGGCUCACCUUCUUCAUGUGAAUGCUGUAAAAGCCAAAGCUAAGUAAGAUCUACUAACAUCUAACUCUCUAGGAAAAAAAUAGCCAAAAAUGCUCAAGAGACAAGAGAGUUCACUCUCAGCAUCUGGUGGACAAGAAACUCGGCAUGCAAAAGCCAUCGGGUGCAUGUCAGGCGUCAUUCGCCUCUUCUCCAAGUAUCAAAAUUCCAACAGACGCCUCACAUUUGGUAAAAAGCAAGAGAAGAAGAAAGCAGCAGCAGCAACUAAUUCAGAGGGAGAAGUUAAAGUGGUGAGGAGCCCGACGCUUCCACCAGAGAUCCGACGAGUAGAGAUGGCGAGGCUCAUGGGAGUGGAGGAGGAUUCUAGUAAACGGCAGCGGCUGAUGGAAGCUCUGGAGAAAUGCAACCAAGAUUUGGAGGAGCUGAAGAGGAUCAUCAAGGCGGUGCAGACGGCGAAUGGUGGCACCAAAAUGUGUACGGAUGAGAAGCCGGCAGAUGAGUUAACUUGUUCGCCCCUCACCACAGGUGGAGAGGUGCAGGUUCCACAACAUCGGAAGCCGACAGCAACAAAGAAGGCUGGAGAGGAUGAGGAAGCCAUAGCCAUAGCAAGACUAGUGACCAAAUCCACAAUCAUUGAAUCAUCACUUGAGAUGAGGCGUCGGGCGGCGGCAGCAGCAUCAUCACCGCCUUGGAGCAGCAGAGCUAUGGUUGAGAGCGUAGAAGAAGUGUGCAAUGAUAUAGCAUGGGGUGAAAAGAGGGAAAUUGGGAGAAUAGGGUUAGAGGUGCAAGAUCAUGUGUGCAGAGAGUUGAUUGAAGAGCUUGUCAGAGACUUGAAAUCUUCCUCCAUUAUUCCACCACUUCCUCUUGAGGCAUGCAAAAGGAAGCUUUGUUUUUCAUAAGUUUGUCAAUGCAAUUUGUAUACUUGCAUGA